Messenger RNA from Merops nubicus (carmine bee-eater), 605 nucleotides. RefSeq names its product FK506 binding protein 1B, 12.6 kDa (gene FKBP1B). The record is from RefSeq and is a predicted model, not a curated record. Bases 1 to 240 code for a protein of 79 amino acids. NCBI's taxonomy places the organism in Eukaryota, Metazoa, Chordata, Aves, Coraciiformes, Meropidae. Gene Ontology annotation, cellular component: sarcoplasmic reticulum membrane. Gene Ontology annotation, molecular function: peptidyl-prolyl cis-trans isomerase activity. The transcript is spliced from 2 exons. Gene Ontology annotation, biological process: regulation of cardiac muscle contraction by regulation of the release of sequestered calcium ion.
AUGCUACAGAAUGGAAAGAAGGUUGAUUCCCCCAGAGACAGAAACAAGCCUUUCAGGUUCAAGAUUGGCAGACAAGAAGUCAUUAAAGGAUUUGAAGAAGGUGUCACACAGAUGAGCUUAGGACAACGAGCGAAGUUGACCUGCACACCUGAGAUGGCCUAUGGAGCCACGGGCCACCCUGGGGUCAUCCCUCCCAAUGCUACUCUCCUUUUUGACGUGGAGCUUCUCAGGUUAGAGUGAAUCUUCUCGGGGGAGUUGGCUGGAGACAUCUGUUAAUAACCAUCCCUUCGUUCUCACCUCGCCAGCAGUGAGAAAUCCUCCCUGGAGCCCCAGCCUGCCCUGCUCAGGCUGUCCUGUCCGUAGUGCCUGCCCUGGGGUUCCUCACACCUUCCUUCUCUUUUUUAACUUCGUGGUGUCCGUAUCUGCCUUUUGUUAGAAGCUUUGCUUUGGGAAGAAUGUCUACUGUUGUAACAUUUUCAAGUUGUACAUUUUAUUUAAUUUGCAUGUAAGAAGAAUUCACGGUGACGACUGAAAAUAUAUAUAAAUAUAAAUAUAUAUAUAUUCCUUAUUGAAAAACCACUGCCUUACUGUACACUUAAACCAAG